Messenger RNA from Emericellopsis cladophorae, 867 nucleotides. Its product is annotated as Mannose-P-dolichol utilization defect 1 protein-like protein. The record is from RefSeq and is a predicted model, not a curated record. Lineage: Eukaryota; Fungi; Ascomycota; Sordariomycetes; Hypocreales; Bionectriaceae. The transcript has 2 exons. Bases 1 to 867 code for a protein of 288 amino acids.
AUGGACGCCCUUCGAUCGGCCGUGACGCCCAUCACCCACAACCUGCCCGCGCCCAUCCGCGACCUCGGCGAAUCUCUAAUCGGCGCGCACUGCUACAAGACGCUGCUCCUCGAUGUCGCGCUGGAUGACCAGGCCUGCAUGAAGCUCGCGAUCAGCAAGGGGCUCGGCAUUGGGAUCGUGGCUGCCUCGUCCAUCGUCAAGGUUCCACAAAUCCUCAAACUUGUCAAGUCGCGCUCGGCCGAGGGUGUCAGCUUCCUUUCAUACUUCCUUGAGACGACGGCAUACCUCAUCACGCUCGCAUACAACGUCCGAAACGAGUUUCCGUUUAGCACAUAUGGCGAGACGGCUCUGAUCCUUGGACAGAACGUUGUCAUCUCGGUCCUGGUUCUGAACUACAGCGGAAAGGCUGGCCUGGCAGCCGUAUUCGUGGCCGCCCUUGCUGCUGCCGUUGGCGCGUUGUUCACGCCCGGUGUGCUCGAUGCCAAGGCCUUGAGCUACCUUCAAGCUGGCGCGGGCCUCCUGGGCGUUGCGAGCAAGGUCCCCCAGAUUGCUGCCAUUUGGUCGCAAGGCACCACUGGCCAGCUGAGCGCCUUUGCUGUCUUUAACUAUCUCGCCGGAUCACUCACCCGCAUCUUUACCACGCUCCAGGAGGUCGACGAUAAGCUGAUCCUGUACGGCUUCAUCUCCGGCUUCGUCCUGAACUUGAUUCUGGCCACGCAGAUGAUCUACUACUGGAAUGCGCCGACCGAGAAGGCCAAGGGCAAGCGAAGGGCAGCUCCCAUCCGGGCUGCGCCCUCCGCCACUUCGUCAGGGGCUUCAGGCGGGACGCCCACAAAGAAGGGCCCCACCACUCGACGAAGGGGUUAA